UGUUAGUACUUAUGGAUAAGAGGAAAUGGAAGUGAGUGGAAGGAGCUGUGGCGUUUUGGGCCUCCCUUAUUGUGUACCUGUGAGAAAAAAUGGAAGGAGGUUUGUGACAACUUUGGCUAAAAGGAAUGAGUCUCAAGAGAAGAGUAAGGGACCCUCUUUCACACUGAGGGUUUCCAAGUCAACUAUCGCUCGUGGUGCCAUUGGACUGUUUGGAUUGGGGUUCGUCGAUGCCGGGUACAGCGGAGACUGGUCGAGGAUCGGAGUGAUAACACCGCAGACUGAGGAUUUGCUUAAGCUUGCAGCUUUUCUCGUGGUUCCCUUGUGUAUUUUUCUAAUUUUUUUUCUGCCCAGCGAGCAAAAUUCUUGAAUUCUUCUACUGGAAUUUAUUGAGUUUGGUUGAAUAUCUUGUAUACUUGGGGUUUAAAACUCAAUGGAAUACAAUAGUCGAUCUAAAUCUCAAAUCAUAGUUGAGAUAUGUCUACAAGUGAAGUUGUAUUUCAGAUAGAUCCUUCAACGCCAAUCCACUAAUUUGUUGCUUACUAUUAA
Molecule: messenger RNA, 546 nt
Organism: Glycine soja
Lineage: Eukaryota; Viridiplantae; Streptophyta; Magnoliopsida; Fabales; Fabaceae
Exons: 2
Coding region: 26-367 (113 amino acids)
Source: RefSeq, a predicted model, not a curated record